This is a messenger RNA of Gasterosteus aculeatus aculeatus (three-spined stickleback), 1173 nucleotides long. RefSeq lists its product as uncharacterized. Lineage: Eukaryota; Metazoa; Chordata; Actinopteri; Perciformes; Gasterosteidae. The record is from RefSeq and is a predicted model, not a curated record.
AUGGUAAAAGUACUAAUACCAUACUUUACACGUAUUUAAAAUGUUACCACGCUCAAAGUGUAUCAGGAAAAUCAUUGAUAUCCUAAUAAAAAUGCAGGAUGUUACUGUUGUAUUUGGUUGAAGGGAAGUUCAUUUUAAAGAUUCAUCUAAUUAUUAUUUUAUCCAUCAAACAAGUGAUCAUUGUGUUUGUGAACAGACCUAGAGGAUACGUUUGUUUAGUCUAAACAUCAACAUUAUUACUAUACAUUAGCAUUAUAAACAAUAUUAACCUUAUUACUAAUGGGAGUAAUGAUAGAUUACCGGAAAGUAUUCUAUUCUUGAGCUCAAUAAAUGGAAGUCGCCUUGCUUUAAAAUGUCAUUAGCUCGCAGUAAACUGCAUUACGUCACUAACGGAGGUGAGGUGGCCCUCACUUCGCCCCUCCCGGGAGGAAGAGGAGGGGAGGAAGACCUCCGUAGAUUCCUCCUCUCUGCCCUUAAGCACUCGGAGGCGGCUGCGAUGGACGGACUGAAUCCGGACUGUUGGGUUCGGUCUGCGAGACCUCCGCUGUGUCUCCUCCCUCAGCACCCGGGGAGCCUCGUCAUGCAGAGGGAGGAGGAGGAGGAGGAGGAGGAGGAGGAAGGACAGCACCCCGCUGCUUGCUGCUGCUCCACAGGUUGCCAUGGUGACGUGGGUCAAGCUGUCGAGGCUCAGUGGUCAACGCCCCGACCUCCAACCCUCUCUGGGAUCCCCGGCGGCUACGGACCGGCGGCGGGGGGUCCUGGGGCUCCCCGGCCCCGGACUGUGAGGGAUGGCGGUGGUCGUUGCUGGGAGGGUCCACGGAUGGAGACCCGGGGCUGCGUCUGUGUCUGCGGGCAGAAGGGGGCGGGAGGUCCAGCUCCCUGCUGGCCUGGAUGUCCAUACGUCUACGGAGUGAGGAGGAACCUGGUGGUUGCAUUGGAGGUGGUGGAGGAGGUCGCUGUUGAAGACACUCUCGAAGUAAUAGGACAUAUACACACAUGAUCGGCUGGUUCCCGAGCUGCCACCAAACGCCCAGACGUUCCCCACAUGAGACGCAGCCACUUCCAGCAUGUCCUGCUGUCACUGGAUACCAUGCAAACAGCUUUUAUUUAUAUGUUUGUCAAAGGUGUUUGUAUUCUUUGUAUUUAAUAAAUCCCUGUCUCUGUUUGUCUUUA